This is a messenger RNA of Penicillium brasilianum, 1515 nucleotides long. The record is from the annotation of a GenBank genome assembly. Lineage: Eukaryota; Fungi; Ascomycota; Eurotiomycetes; Eurotiales; Aspergillaceae.
AUGGCAGUCGCCUCUCACGCAGACGAAACUGUAGCCGCCGACUCACUACCCAAUGUUCAAGAAGUCCCAAAGCGCAAAUGGACCAGUUAUAUCUGGGAUACCUUCGAUAAGUCGCCCGAGGAACGUCGGCUGCUAUUCAAGUUAGAUACUGCGAUUUUGACUUUUGCGUCUCUGGGUUAUUUCAUCAAAUACCUUGACCAAAUUAAUAUCAAUAAUGCCUUCGUAUCUGGGAUGAAGGAGGACCUGGGCCUGUACGGCAAUCAGUUGAAUUAUAUGCAAGCAUGCUGGACAGUCGGAUACGUCAUUGGCGAGAUCCCAAGCAACAUUUUGUUGACACGAGUGAGACCAAGAUACUGGAUACCGGCCGCGGAGCUCCUAUGGACAGUCCUUACUUUUUCGCUGUCCAGGUGCAAUACUGCCACUCAAUUCUAUGUUUUGAGAUUCUUCAUUGGUCUGGCGGAAAGUACCUUCUACCCCGGAAUGCAGUACAUUAUCGGUUCAUGGUAUCGACGGGAUGAGCUCGCCAAACGAUCUUGCAUUUUCCAUACCAGCAGUGGUAUUGCUAGUAUGUUCUCUGGUUAUCUCAUGGAAGGCGUGUAUCAUCUGGGUGGCAGAGGGGGCUUCAAAGGGUGGCAAUGGCUUUUCGUGAUCGACGGGGUUAUCUCUCUUCCAGUUGCAAUCGCCGGAUUUUUUGUAUUACCUGAUGUUCCGGAGAUUUCGAACCCAUGGUACCUUACCAAGGAGGAAGUGGCAUUAUCACAAAAACGAAUGCAGCUUGAGGGUCGGCAAAAUCGAGGCCCUUUCACAAAAGCAAAACUGAAGAAAAUCUUCUCUUCUUGGCACAUCUAUCUUUUGACAUUGCUAUAUGUACUCUUCAACAAUGGUGGUGCCGGUGGCCAGCCUGUCUUCCAACAAUAUCUCAAACACUCAACGAAUCCCAAAUACUCUGUGGAUCAGAUCAACGCAUACCCGACGACAACCAACGCAGUACAGGUUGUGACAACGCUUGCUUAUGCUUGGUCUUCAGACACAUUUUUGAAUGGCCGUCGCUGGCCUCCCAUAAUAUUUGGUGCUGUAGUGAACAUUAUAAGCUAUGUCUCGCUAGCUGUAUGGGACAUUCCAAUCGGAUGGAAGUGGACUUGCUAUAUCAUUUCUGGGGCAGGAUAUGGUCUCAGCGGUCUAUGCAUGGCCUGGGCGCAUGAGAUAUGCUCCAAGGAUAAUGAGGAGCGAGCGCUUGUGAUAGGCAGUAUGAACGAGAUGGCAUAUGUCCUCCAAGCAUGGCUUCCACUCAUCGUGUGGCAACAAGUCGAAGCACCAGAAUAUCGAAAAGGAUUUAUCACAGUGUCCUGUUUAUCCCUCUUGUUGAUCAUCACAACAUUUGUUAUCCGGAAUCUGGCUCAUAAGGAGAGCAGGCGGGAAAAGGCCAGCAACAGCCAGGCGCAGGAAACGGGUGACAAUCUGUCUGACUCCACCUCUGUUACCCCAGUGGACACGUACCAGCCUCAGAAGCUCUGA